CAGCGUUAUUGGCGCCAUCAGCCCAGUGGCGCCAGCGUUGCUGAGAGAGGAAGACGGAGGAGAAGCGGCGGGGUGAAAAGCUUAAGGAAGUCGAAGCGAAAAAAUACAGUAUUCGUCGAUAAACGUACACAAACCGAAACAAUUAAAGGCUAUACGGGAAGGUAAAUAUACAGGAGCCCAGGUGUCGCGGUCCCUGUAGCGAGAGAGAACUACCCAGGUGUGGAGCGGCAGGACAGCGUUGCAGAGGUGGAGGCACAACAGGAAACCCAGCUGGUCCCUUCCGGGGACCCCCCAGCUCGUGCACUGGAGUUCGUACUAAUGGCCGAGUCAGAGACUGAGUGCGACACGUCCGGGCUGGACACGCUGGGCUCGGAGUGCGUGAUCCCGCACAGCCAGGUCAGUGACGUGCACUACCCGCCCGGGUCCGACAUCAUGGCGCUGGACGAGAAGAGGGAGGGCGAGCUGGUCAUCCACGGCGCAGACCUCAGCAAGGUGCAGGGGCUGGGGCCGUCCGAGCUGGGCUCCGUCACCUGCGUGGAGACCGACCAGAUAAUCACAGAGACUGAUCACGACUACACCAAGGCCGAGCAUCAGACAGACCUGCAGUGCUUCGGUGGCGCAGACAUGGCCAAUCAGAUUAAGGGCGAGUCCCAUGAGAGUUUGUUGGGUGAUCUUAUGAAGAAUGACAAAGGUGAUCUGCAGCACUGUGCAGGCGAGCUGACGGUGGAGUCUGAGAAUGGGGUUGUCAUUCAUGAGGGCCUGCAAUGCAAUGAAUGCGGGGAUCUGUUUUCCAGUGCGUCCGACCUGCACCAACACUAUGAGGUUCACAAGGCGACUAACCCCUACAGCUGCAUCCAGUGUGGGGAGAGUUUUGCUGUUGAAGCCAGCCUGAAAGAGCACCAGAAAAUUCACUUAAAGGGGGUAGACGUGGUGGGGAAGGGUUGUAUCGAUCCGUUUAACUUAAAGCCGUACCAGAUGAUGCAUUCGAGCGAUAAACCGCAUAGGUGUUCGGAGUGCGGGAAAAGCUUCGCGGCGGCCAUUACUCUGAGGGAACACAUGAAAAUGCAUGCAGACGACAAGCCAUACAAAUGCACGCAGUGCAGAAAGAGCUUUAUCCGGCGGCGUCACCUUAAAAAGCAUCAGGAAAUGCAUGCGCGCGAAAAGCCGUAUAGCUGCGCUCAGUGCGGGAAGGGCUUCGCCACCGCGUCCAGCCUGAAGCGGCACCAGCGGGUCCACGCUGGCGAUAGCAAGCCCCACCGCUGCGGGCAGUGCGGCAAGAGUUUCGCGGCGGCCUCCACCUUAAAGGAGCACCUGCGAAUUCACUCGGGCGAGAAACCGUACAAGUGCAACCAGUGCAGGAAGAGCUUCGUUAGGCGGCGCCACCUUAAAAAGCACCAGCAGCUGCACUCGGGCGGGAAGCCGUACAGCUGCUCCCACUGCGAGAAGAGUUUCAACCACUCCUCCUCCCUCUCUAGACAUAACCGAACCCACUCGGAGGAGAAGAUGUACGGGGUAGCCCAGUCUGGGAAGGGCUUCCCCUACGGGGCCCCAAUUAAGCACCAGAGGGCGCACGUGAGCGAGUACGGGGCCCCUAUUAAGCACCAGAGGGUUCACACAGGCCAGAAGACCUACAGCUGUAAUCAUUGUGAGAAGAGUUUCAAUCAUUCGUCCUCUUUGUCGCGGCACCAAAGAGCUCACUCAGACGGCAAAACAUACAAUUGUAACCACUGCGGAAAGCAGUUCAUCCACUCUUCCUCUAUGUACAGACAUCAGCGAACUCACUCGCUGGAUGAGAAAUCGUUCACCCCUGCUCCGUCAGGUAAAGGUUUCCCCCACACCGCCAUUUUGACACACCAGCAGCUGCUCGAAAACGAGAAACCGUACAGGUGCUCCCAAUGCGGACAGGGUUUUAACCAUUCGUCCUCCCUGGCCAGACACCAUAGAAUACGUCACAAAGAUGUAUAGCUCCGCCCCGUGAUCAACCCUUUUUACUUGUGGCCCCGCUAUUUGGUUUAGACAAACAUAAUCGCUGAGCAUGGGAUGAUGACUUCCUUCUAUAAGUGAUGAAAAAAGAAAACCGUAAAAUUUGUACAAAGCGUGAGUCGGUAGCCAGUGUCAGAACUGUAACCCUUUGCUAACAGCUAGCGUUGAUUGAUGAGCCUUGUCCGUUUAAAAAGAAAAAAAAAACAAAAAGAAAAAACGGUCAAUAUGAAUUUGAACAAAUCAUGUUUUUGGGAAUGGAGUCUAAAAUUUGGCCCGUGUCCUUGCUGACCAUGGUGCUGAAAUGAUAAAUUUGCUUCAGAGCCCCUGAACCGUGUUUAGUGGCAGUUAAAUCUGGAUACUUGAGGUAUACAAAUGCUAAGGAAAACAUCCUCUGUAAAUAUUUUAUAUCCAUUCUUGUGGCGGGUCGGUUCUUUUAGUACUGGUUAGUAUACCUUGCUGCAAUGUUGUUUUGAGCUCUGAAGACUCAGGUGGUGUUGAGCAGUAGAUAAAUGUAAAUAAGCAGUGGUUUUUCAUAGGUGGAUAGUGUGUUUUUGAGUUACAAACGUGUAGCUUUAUUCUGGACCAAGGCCCGGCAAGUCUCUUCCUGGUUAAAUGGGAUGUUUUUUGUUUUGUUUAGUUUUUUUUUUGUUGUUUGUUUGUUUUUAGUUUUUCCCCCCAGCGCAUGCAUACAACUGAGGUACCACUGGCGAUAUUUGGAAAUGUCAGCAAAGGGUUAUGGUUCCAUCAAGUGAAAACAAUGCCACUGUUUAUAUUUUGGGGGGGCCUAAUUAAAAUUGAGUAGUGUGGGAAGAGGUUUGACAAACAGCUGACUGGGGGGGGGGCGGAAAUCAGAUUCUUCCAUUCAUCUCUAGAGUAAUACAGCUGUGCUCAAAAUGAGUGUCUGAGCAACCGCUUGUACAGGAAGCGGGCAAUGAUCUGCAUUUGACAGUCCAGUGAUCUUGUGCUUGUGGACUCUCCUCUUCCACCGGCUGUGAGCUGUGCCUCUAGGGGGCGCUCGGCGUGAUGUCAGUUGGUGCCACGCCCACGCAGCCCAGCGGGGAAAGGGCUGAAAUAAAAGCCUGUUUCCCCAUUUGUUCGAUCGCAGGUUACCACCGUGUCCUCCUCCACUAGGUCUAAACGGCUCACGUGCACGACCAAAAUGCAUUUGGUUAAAAAAAAGAAUCAAGCGCUAGAAGAAAUAUCAACUGUUUUUGGUCUCACAAGAUUUGAAGUUGACUUGCGUCCAGAAUAUUCCUUCUACAGACUAGUUCUAGCCAGUGGUUUGGUACAAUACCAAAUGUAUGUUACCAAUAAGUGAUUGUGCAUAUUUACAAAUGUUCAAAAUAUUCCUUGCUAUUGCUUUGGAAACUAAUUGAAUUAGCAAUGUAUAGCAUAUAGUUAACUUAUAUUCUGACUGCAUUACAUUCUACAAGCUAUCCAAUUUGACAUAGUAAUAGAUUGUAGAGUAUACUUACCAACACGUACAGAGUAUAUAAUAGCUUGCUUUUACUGAAGAACCUUAAUUUGAAUUCUUUCAAAUUUUCAAGAUUCCAUUGGUUUGCGCUUUCUACUUAACUGUUCUGUGUAUGAAAAAAACAAAAAAAAACAACUAUUCUCUUUUACAAACUGAUGUAUUUUUUAAAAUAUGGUUUGGAUUAUUUGAAAGGGAAACGAACGGAAUAUUGUUUUUAUGGGAGUGAACGUUAUUGAUCCUGGUUUCUUUCGUUGAGAAAAUGUUUUUGGAUAAAAAUUGUGCUUCACUUAUAGUAGCAUAGGCUUAUUCAUUGUGUUAGAUAUAGGUGCCUUAUUGCAUGCUGUGUGUAGAAAUGUAUGCCGAGCUGUCAAUGAAAAUAUUUGUAAGGUUUUGCAAUCGCUCCUUUUGUUCCUCUUCAUACUAACCCUUGUUUUGAUUUGACUUCAUUCGAUACUUAUUUCCUUUUCGCUUCUCUGUAUAUGGAUAUAUGUUUACAAUACGUUACUAUCGUCUUUUUAAUUUCCCUGUCUGUUGAUUGGCCUCAGUGUAGAUAGUUUGAGGUUCAGAAGUUCCACCAUUAAUCCAUAUUUUUGAUUGGCGCCUCUCUGUCGAGGCUGUUCCACCCGUCUCCCAAUCUUUGUUGAGUGGCACAUUUAUGGAUAAAUAAAGGUUGACUGUCCAAUUCUG
Messenger RNA from Anguilla rostrata (American eel), 4144 nucleotides. RefSeq lists its product as uncharacterized. Lineage: Eukaryota; Metazoa; Chordata; Actinopteri; Anguilliformes; Anguillidae. The record is from RefSeq and is a predicted model, not a curated record. The transcript is spliced from 2 exons. Gene Ontology annotation, biological process: regulation of transcription by RNA polymerase II. Gene Ontology annotation, molecular function: RNA polymerase II cis-regulatory region sequence-specific DNA binding; DNA-binding transcription factor activity, RNA polymerase II-specific. Bases 319 to 1965 code for a protein of 548 amino acids.